Ceratotherium simum simum (southern white rhinoceros) is the source of this 937-nucleotide messenger RNA. RefSeq names its product small integral membrane protein 20 (gene SMIM20). Gene Ontology annotation, biological process: mitochondrial respiratory chain complex IV assembly. The record is from RefSeq and is a predicted model, not a curated record. Gene Ontology annotation, cellular component: mitochondrial inner membrane. Lineage: Eukaryota; Metazoa; Chordata; Mammalia; Perissodactyla; Rhinocerotidae.
CUUCCGCCUGGGGUCACGGCCCGGUCAGCGUGAGCCGAGAUCCUGAGAGUGUGGGGCGCUCGGCGGGUCAGGGCGGACUUCGGUCCGGCACCAUGUCCGGGAACCUGCGCACCGCGCUCAUUUUCGGCGGCUUCAUCUCCUUAGUCGGCGCCGCCUUCUACCCCAUCUACUUCCGGCCCCUAAUGCGGCCGGAGGAGUACCAGAAGGAACAAGCCAUAAAUCGAGCUGGUAUUGUUCAAGAAGAUGUGCAGCCACCAGGGUUAAAAGUGUGGUCUGAUCCAUUCGGCAGGAAAUGAGAAGGUUAUCCCCAACUUUGAUGAUGGAAGUAGACAUCUUCAUACUUUCAAUUCUGCAGCAAAUACAAUCAGUCACCUCGCUAUAGAACAAUGGCUGGAGAAGAAAACUCUAUAACACUGCAAAUAAGAGUAUUGUGCAUAGGAUUAAUAUAUUUCCCUUCUUAAAUAUCAAAAGAACCCUGGAACAAAUCACACCAUGAGGAAGGUUUUCAUGAUUCACUUUACUUUCUAAAAAUGAAGCUCUCUCUUCCAGCUGUGUUUGGAGGCGAUCUACUUGUUAUUCAGUCUCUACCACUCCCAACCAAGCUGUGAUAUGAAUACAAGCGACCAGUAGUAGAGUUGGCAAGAUCCUAGUCUGUUUUGCCAUCUUCCAACUAGGAAAUUUCAGUGAAAAACCACCAUGCUGAGCUGCCUCACAGGGCUCUUUGAAAAUGUUCAAGUUGAUAAAACCCCUUGAGGACAAGGUACAUUGUACUCUUUAAGACUAAACAGUUCAGCCUAACUAUCUCGUUGUUGCUGCAUGUUGGAAAGUAAAUAUGAAGCGAGUCAAAUGAAAUGGGUCUGCAUGCAUAGUAGAAAUCAAUGUUGAAUUAACAGAAGUGAAAAUGUGUAAAUUAAAAAGAUUUAUUUUUACCUCACAA